Paramuricea clavata is the source of this 5105-nucleotide messenger RNA. NCBI's taxonomy places the organism in Eukaryota, Metazoa, Cnidaria, Anthozoa, Malacalcyonacea, Plexauridae. The record is from the annotation of a GenBank genome assembly.
AUGGCAGAGGUAAAUACAUUAAAGUCAUACAAGUACACAUUUACGUCAAAAUUUAAAAAUAAAAAUGUCCACAUAAAGAUAUCAUUAAAAGUAAGGUGCACAUAUGGUAUACUACCAAAAGCCAACUAUACAGUUUAUAUUUUUCUUAUGUUUACGUUUUCUCAAGAUCCAAUUCGCAAAGCAGAAUAGCGUCUUAUCAAGUCAGAUUGACUUGGCAAACCUCACCAGGCUACAGCCAUUCUGUAUACAGUAUAUACAUGUUCUGCGGCCAAAGGGAGCUCAAAUCCAACAGGCCAAAAACACAAAUCCCAUUGAUUGUCGUGGAAGAGAAGUUGGAUGUGAGAUACCCCCACAAUCAUGCCUUCAAUUGUGGAAAAAAGAAAUCACAGAAUUAAAAAAAAAUUACCCAGAUAGCACAACCUACAUACAGUGUCAUAUGAGCACUGAAACGAAGUAUGAUGUCCAGAAGAUGAAAAGGAUCUAUGAAACUAUAUUGCUAUACUAAAGCAGUUAAUAUAGUGGGAAAAAUGUGGUAAAUAAUGGGCAUCCCAUAUGGGUUUUAAACAAAGAGAUUGCCAUCAAUCAAUAUAGGAACUUGGUCAAUAACAUAAAACAACAUGGUUUGGCUAAGUCACAUGACUGAAGGAAAUGGUGUUGAUAUAUUGCCAGGGCAGAAAUACCAAACUGAUGUUGUACUUCCACUGACCAACCAAGGACUCAAUACAAUGUGUCAUUUUCUGAAAGGGACUCCACAUGAAGUUUGCAGAGAGAGUGAGCUGACCCUUUUCUGGAACAUGUUGGCUUCAAAAUUAGUAGUGAAAUGGAAACUGUCACAAUUGCACCAAACAGCAGCAACCAAAAUUUUCUGUCAACAUUCUAUUUAAUGUCAAUGGCUCACAUCAUGGCCAAUUAUCAAGAGGUAUGUAAGAGAACAGUAAGACAAACACUAGCCUGAAAUUGAAUCACAUAUCAGAUCAGUGUCAAAAUACAUCCACAAAUAGAGAUCAGUGUCAAAUAUAUCCAAAUAUACGAUCUAGUCUGGUCGAACAAUUACCUUUAUAGACUUUAUAUUUUUUAAAUAUGUCAACUAUAUCACAACCAAAUAUAACCACGAGGCAGUCAGAAGCUGUAAGUUGCAGACACAACCAUGAAACCGAACAAUCCAAAUCAAAAUAUAUUUAACAUGGUUUCUAAACAAUAAUUUACAAACAUAGAUAUUUAACUAUACAAAUACGAUUACAAACAAUGAAACAACACAAGACAAAUACCUGACUGUUAGUCCUUCUGGCUACCACACACUACAAUGUUAAACUAACUUUAAAACAACAGGUGAGAUCUCGUAUCGAAUAAACCCAAAAACAAACGUGUGUGUUCACAUUUUUUCCCAAUCGCGGGUUUUUGUCCAGCCCUAAAGGCGGGUCUAGAUCCUACAAUAAUGUUUGGUUAUAUACACCACAAAGAAAAAGAGGUUUGUCCCCCAAGCUACAGCGGUACUGGAAAGGACCUUAUUCAGUGGUGAAACGAAUAAACAACCUUGUGUACAAGAUACGGACGGGACCACACUCUAAACCAAUUAUCAUUCAUCGAAAUUGGUUAUGGGAAUAUAGCGGUAAUAAACCUCAAACGUGGUUAGGUAGAUGUAGAAAGAUGAAGCUGAUUCUGAAGUUGAACAUUUACCUUGUAGGAGUGACAGACAAAGGCAAGCACCAGACAGGUUAAAUUUAUAAGGUGGCUGCCUUUGGGACAAAGUCAUGUAAGGCGGGAGUAAUGUGAUAAUAGAGUGCUUUAAUGCAUUCAUGCAUUGCCAUUGGUGUGUCUAAUUUGAAUAUGUAAAUUAAAACUACUGUAUAUAUAGAGCUUGAUAUUUUUAAUAAAUUGUUGUUAUUAUUGACGUUGAAAGCAAAGUGUUUCUCAGUUUCUGAUAAGACAAAUACACAGCUAUAACAGUACUAUGAGUCGCCAUGGUAAAUUUUUCAUCACACUAGGUGCCCAGAGAUUCCUCACCGAUGUAGUAGGCUUGAUAUUACAGUCACCAACUCUAAUGUAAUCAAUCUUAACUGUACUUAAUUGUUGUCCAGUCCAGAUUAUAAUUCAAUUUAUUCAAGCAGGUACAAGGCUUUAGUAUUCUAAAGAUGCUAAAAAACAACUGUUGAAGUGUAAAUUUACACUAAUUCAGUGUACAAAUGGUGAAUCAUUUGCACCAUAUUUGUGUUAAGAAAUACUUGUUGGUGUAAUUCUACACUUUGAAAAGUCAAUUUACACCUGUUUGGUGUACGAAUGGAGGCAAGCAAUUUACACCAUCAUUUUCUCUGUAGGUCAAGUGUUUCUGUUGAUGUUGCAAUUUCCAAUGCAAAGGUUGCAGCCAACUUGCGAGGUGGCAGGUACAAAAUGCAGACUGGAAAAUGCGGACUGCCUCUAAAGAGGAUUGAAGAAACAUGUUAUUGCCAAAAAGCGACUAGUUUAUACAUAUCUAUAAAAAUUGGUUCAAAACGGGUGCACGAGCAAUUCAUAAUAGGAUUGCAAUCCUUAUGACUUUAAUUUGCAUGUAACAAAAAACUCAACCUUCGAACGCAACUUUUCUUUCUACCAUUCUAUGAAACUUCUAAUUAAUAUUACCAUUUGAGUCCAACUGAUUUUAUCAUGUAUGCUUACACGUUCAUGCACCAAAAACAUGCCAGGUCAAUCGAAUCAGGUCAAUCGAAUGCAACAUUGUUUGCAAAAAACCGCCACAUUCAUGGAAACGUAGGGAAGUAACAUACCUGUGUUUUCGGAUGUAUCACUUGUAAAAUUUAUAUUAUUUUGCAAGAUAUAAUGAAAGAUAUGGGUAAGGACAAAAAUUUUAAAAUCUAAAUUUUCAAACCUAGCUUGACUGGUAUUAAUGGUGAACCCUUCAUCAGCAAAAUUUAGGGGCCAUUCACAAAGGAUGUCCAAGCCGGGCGGGGGGAACCCCCCGGAACCACCUAGAAUGUCACCUGCCUUUGGUGGGUGCUAAUUGUGCCCCCACUUUUAGAGCUGCUCUGAUGCCCCCUGGUCACUUAAGUGCUUUAUAUUUUAUCGAAGUUUAAAUAAAGAGGAAAUUUAAAACUUUUAAAAUUUCGACUAGAAUUAGAACUCUAAAAUUAAUAAUUGUUACUAUGUUUCAACCCUCAACCUCUAAUUUCGACCCUCGACAAUUACCCAAACUCGUUUAUUUUCAGUCUGCAUUUUCUGGUCUGCAUUUUGUACCUGCCAACUUGCGAGGAUGAACGGGAAGAUUUCUUCCUUGCAUUUGAUAGUAUGUACAACUUUAAUCGUCUAAGAGCUGCUAGAAAACUGCUACCAUUGCCACAACCAUACAAUAAUAUUUGGUUAAAGAUCAACAAAGUUAUCAAUGAACUUCAUAUUAUAUUGAUCAACUUCAUAUGCAAGACCAAAUACUCAUCCGACCUGUUAAAGGAGAAAAUACCUGGUUUGAAUACACCAGUAGCAGAGCAAACAUUUGUCUGGGCUGCUAAAGUGAAUUAUUAUGUGCGCUAUGCCAAAGUCAGGUGAAAUGCAUAUACCAGUAGCUGUUACAAAGCAAACGGCAAUCCAAAUCUUUCUAAAAUUCAUGGUGAGGUCGAGCAACAGUAGUCCUGAGGUGAUUUAACCACAGGGUGCCAGACUGUGACCUAUUUAUAUAUCAAUAUCUCUGUAUCUAUAUAUUGGAUAUUAAUCCUCUGUAUAUUUACUAAUCCAUACAUAAUCUAUAUACAGUUACAUUAUAGCGGUCAGCAGUGGCAUAGCUGGCUCAAAAUAAUCGUCCCGCCGAAGUUUCAAUACACCUCUAUUUAAACAGCAAUAUUUUGCCUUGGUAAAAUACAAAAAAAUUGUAUAGCUCGAUAUGCACGUGCAAAUCACGCUACACGAGUAAUUUGACCUUUAUAAUCGAUUUCCAACGUUUCCCGAGUGCUAGGAUGUAAACAUCGCAUUGUUUUGGCUAUUUGAACUUGAACCUCUGGUCAAAGCUCUCGCGUAAAAUUUAGAUAUUUUGAAAUACCGAAAUAAAAGAUGCAAAUCUGCAGAUACAAGCUUGAACACAACACUCUAAAUAGUGUGUUAGAUUGUGAUUCAAACAAGACUAAUACAAAAAAGAAACGUUGAAAGUGGCCGAAGUUAUAUAAUUUCGGCGAAGGGUAAGGCUUAAUAAUAGUGAUACAUUGUUUACAUUGUUCGAGUAUAUUGUUUAUAGGUAUACGUUAGUUUACACAAUCGGAGUAUGGCUAGUUUAUAAUUUAUGGCUAUAUUACAUUGUUCAACUACAUAGUAUCUUUCAAGCGAAACUUUUUGGUGGUAUUUUCGUACUUCUACUGCAAAUACUCGCGGAGUUCUUUAAUAUAUGGAAUUGACUUGACAACCUCCGCCUUUAUAAAAUAGCGGGACUCGGCAUUAAAAACAGCCCUUCUGAGCAUGCGCUGCACCAAUUAUCCAAUCAGAAACCAGAAUUUCUUGUAUAGGAUAGUAUUGCAUGUUCCGCCAUAUGAAAAUCAGCGGAACACGAGACAUGCGAUUAUACAAAUUGCGUGAGUAAGCAAUCAAUUGCGUGGAAAUUAGCUAAUUUUGGGUUUCAGAGGUCAAAGAGCAGACAGCAACAUUGCAUAAACUUUAAAUAAAUAAAUGAAAGCACUGAAAUAUUUAUAAAUUUUCAGAAUAAGAAAAGCUGUGAAUUCGACUUCACUAUAAAACAUUUCCUCACUUUUUUUUUAAAUUUCUAGUCCCGCCCGGCGGGACAGUGGGACCGCUAGCUACGCCACUAGCGGUCAGUGCAGAUAAGUAAUCUGUCCAUCUGUAAUGGUUUCACAGUGAAGACGAGAAGAAACACAACAAACCAAGCUGGAGAAACAAUUGGAACAACAACUAUUGAUUGGGAAUCAUGUGAAACAAAGGAAAUGAGACACAGAGCAAUUUCUCGUGCUUUGAUUUUGAAUAGCCACAAAAUUAUGUGCAAAUCAUGUGCAUCAAUAAAUUCUUUUUACAGAACAUUAAAACACGAUGACAAAGAAAACAUAUCCACGCUGUCGAAGAAGAGGGAAUCAUACAUGACACCAGAUGAAAUUAAAGCCAAGAAAAGAAAUGAAGAAGGAUAG